Messenger RNA from Nicotiana tabacum (common tobacco), 1293 nucleotides. The record is from RefSeq and is a predicted model, not a curated record. NCBI's taxonomy places the organism in Eukaryota, Viridiplantae, Streptophyta, Magnoliopsida, Solanales, Solanaceae.
AUGCGCAGCUACUUGGUAAUGUUCUCCGAAGUCUUCAAUCUUCAGAUCGGCUCUCGAGGAUAUUGCCCCGAUAUCCACGAGGGCAUGUGCCUUGCCCGAGCCCUAAUACGAGGAUUCUUCGUUCUGACUCCGAUACAAUACGGUCCUGUUCCUGCUCCGAUUCACUCACCGGAAAGUCGAGUCAUGCAGCGGGUUCGGUUUUACUCAUAUGUAAAAAGACUGGAAAUCAAUCCUCUAAACGAGAAUGAUCGCUAUGAAUGCAACCAUACUGAUGGAAAUUGGGUAUUUAACCCUUCAAUUAAGCCAUUGUAUACGGACAGGACUUGUUCAUAUAUUGAUAGGGAAUAUGCUUGCGUUAAGAACGGCCGAAACGAUUCAGAUUAUCUAUAUUGGGAAUGGCAGCCUUAUGAGUGUGUCUUGCCAAGGUUUGAUCCCGAGAUUGCACUCAUAAAACUUCAAGGAAAGAGGCUAAUGUUCGUUGGUGAUUCACUACAGAAAAAUCAAUGGCAAUCUUUUGUGUGCUUGGUGGAAUCUAUAAUCCCAAAAGACCAGAAGUCCAUGAAAAAAAUAAGUCGUGGGCAUUCUGUCUUUAAAGCUGAAGAAUACAACGCCAGCAUUGAGUUCUACUGGGCACCAUUCUUGGUGGAAUCUAACACUGACUUUCAUAUCAAAUUCAAUCCAAAUCAGAAAAUCGUUAAAGUUGACUCAAUUACACAACGUGCCCAAAACUGGCUUGGAAUUGAUAUCCUUGUUUUCAAUACUUAUGUUUGGUGGAUGGGCCGACUCAAGAUCAACACACUAUGGGGUGAAUUUCAAAAUGGAGAAGAAGGCUAUGAAGAAUUAGACACACCAGUUUCUUACAGACUAGCUUUGAGGACUUGGGCAAAUUGGAUUGAUUCCACAAUUGAUUCUAAUAAAACCCGAAUUCUUUUUACCACCAUGUCUCCUAGCCACGAAAGAAAUAAAGAUUGGGGGAAUAUAAAUGGGAUCAUGUGCUUCAAUGAAACAAAACCAGUAAUGAAGAGAGGCCACUGGGGAUUUGGUUCAAACAAAGAGAUGAUGAAAGUAGUGGAAAGUGUGAUCAAAAGAAUGAAAGUUCAAGUUACUGUCCUUAAUAUUACACAAUUAUCUGAGUACAGAAUUGAUGCUCAUUCAUCAAUUUAUGGUGAAUCAUAUGGCAAAUUGUUGAGUGAUGAGCAGAAAGCUGACCCUUUGCAUUUUGCGGAUUGUAUACAUUGGUGCUUGCCUGGAGUUCCUGACACUUGGAAUCGAUUACUUUAUGCAUAUCUAUAG